Molecule: messenger RNA, 1412 nt
Organism: Esox lucius (northern pike)
Lineage: Eukaryota; Metazoa; Chordata; Actinopteri; Esociformes; Esocidae
Gene: mettl1
Product: methyltransferase like 1
Exons: 5
Coding region: 135-746 (203 amino acids)
Biological process (GO): tRNA methylation; RNA (guanine-N7)-methylation
Cellular component (GO): tRNA methyltransferase complex
Molecular function (GO): tRNA (guanine(46)-N7)-methyltransferase activity
Source: RefSeq, a predicted model, not a curated record
UGUCUGGUGAUGUUAAACGUAAGCGACAGAGAAUAACAACGUGUUUCGUGCGAGUUGAUUAUUUAUCAGUUGUUGGUAGCUGUUUCUCAUUUUCACAUUUUAAGCAAAUCUCUGAGCACUUCAGUUGAUCUAAGAUGAGUGUGUUGAUGCCUCAGAAACGAUAUUACAGACAGCGAGCCCACUCGAAUCCAAUGGCAGACCACACGUUUGAAUACCCUGUCUGUCCUGAGGAUAUGGACUGGUCCCAACUUUACCCAGAGUUCUACGUUGACCAGACAUUAGCCAAAGGGCCUGUACAAGUGGAGUUUGCAGACAUCGGCUGUGGAUAUGGGGGACUUCUCGUGGAGUUAUCCCCACUGUUCCCCAACCAACUUAUCCUUGGCCUAGAGAUCCGUGUCAAAGUGUCUGAUUACGUCCAGGACCGUAUCCGCUCCUUACGAGCUGCCGAGACGGGCGGUUACCAGAACAUCGCCUGCUUACGAAGCAAUGCCAUGAAGUACCUGCCAAAUUUCUUCUCCAAGGGACAGGGUUUGGUGUACACCAACACAGAUGUGGAGGAGGUGCAUCUAUGGAUGGUGAAACACUUUAGUGAGCAUCCACUGUUCACACAAGUCCCUGAUGCAGAACUGGUUGAUGAUAUCAUCAUCAAUCGCCUGGGCACCUGCACAGAAGAGGGGAAGAAGGUACAGAGGACCGGAGGGAAGAACUACCUGGCAGUUUUCCGACGGGUGGAAGACCAAAAUUAAAACCCUGCUGUUUCAGACAUAUCCGUGGCAUGAAGUCAAAGGAAAGUUUUGCUUGCUGAUAGGAGCACCAGCUAUUCCUAUGCAAGUCCACAGAAAUGGAUGACCAAAAUAUCUGUUAUGUUUGUUAUGGGAUGGAGACUGGCCUGUUGGUCUUAAAAUUAGGUAUUACCUGAUUGGUGGACAGGAACAUGAAUCGGUGUUUGCUGGUCCACGUUUAACUGGCCAAACUGAAACAUCCAUGAGGAUUUUGUGAUGAGAUGCCCCAUGUGGAAUUAUCAUGAUAAACUGUUUUAAGUAUAGUUUCUUUACACUUACAAGAUCAAACAAUUAUUAUUUAGUCUACACCUGUUGCUAGUUUAACUGCAGUUGGAGAGGUUUUUGCCAUUAAAGUUUGUAUUGAUUAAUUAUACUUUCGUGACAGCAUGAGUAAAUCUAUAUCUACCGCCACUUAUGUAUUCACUUUUUUUAAUUGUGGGAUGUAGUCACUUUAUCCAAACAUCUGCCAAAUCUUGACUGAUAUUUUUGGUGUUUGAUUAAACCUAAAAAACGUUUUACAUUUUGGUUGGAAAAUUUGAAAAAUGCUUAUUUUGGAUGCAGCUUUUAUUUUGCUAGUUAAAUUCUGUGUUUUUAUAAUGUAUAAUGCCAUUGAUAUCAUAUAAUCGAUUA